AUGGAAAUAUUACACUUGGCAUUACUAGUAGUAAUUUCUAUUGUUUGCUUUAAAAUUGGUUAAGGAGUAGGACAGAAGGAAGUAGAAAAGCAAUAGUCGCAAUACAUCCAAGUAGAUAUAGGAUUAAAAUUGAUUAGUUGCAAGAGAAUGAAUAAUUGAUUGAGGAAAUUGAUGAAGAUUUUAUUAAAUAAGUUGAUCAAUAAGAAUUAGAUUUAAAAGAAGCGAUUAAAAAGUUUAAUGAGAUUAAUCAAAGAGAUAAGUAGUUAUAGAAAUAAUUAAAUGAUUUAAAAAAUACAUAAACGAAUAAUGCUAAACCCAAAGUUCAAUAAAAUGGUAGAAUAUUUAAUGAAAUUUUUAGAAUUAUUAAGUGAUAAAGAUUUUGAUAAUUUAUUGGAUGAAGGUUUUGUUGUAGAUUAGGAAAUCAAUGAAACACAAUUAGAUUAAGAUUUAAUUGAAGCUAGUAAAUGA
This is a messenger RNA of Paramecium octaurelia, 468 nucleotides long. The record is from the annotation of a GenBank genome assembly. NCBI's taxonomy places the organism in Eukaryota, Ciliophora, Oligohymenophorea, Peniculida, Parameciidae.